This is a messenger RNA of Salvia miltiorrhiza (redroot sage), 2211 nucleotides long. RefSeq lists its product as uncharacterized. Bases 1 to 2211 code for a protein of 736 amino acids. The transcript has 4 exons. The record is from RefSeq and is a predicted model, not a curated record. NCBI's taxonomy places the organism in Eukaryota, Viridiplantae, Streptophyta, Magnoliopsida, Lamiales, Lamiaceae. Gene Ontology annotation, molecular function: nucleic acid binding; RNA-DNA hybrid ribonuclease activity.
AUGCCCAAUUCGUGGACAAAUAGUGAGAGUCAAUCUGCCUUUGUUCCUGGUCGUCAUAUUACGGAUAACGCUUUGCUUGCUUUUGAGAUUUUUCAUAUGAUGAAGCUCAAUAAAGCUAUUGAUCAUGGUGUUUUUGCUUUUAAACUUCACAUGGCAAAAGCUUAUGAUCGUGUCGAGUGGGGUUUUCUUAGAUUUGUUAUGCUUCGCUUGGGCUUCAAAGUUUCUUUUGUGGAUUUAAUUUUGCGGUGUGUUACUUCGGUGUCCUUCCGUGUGUUGGUUAAUGGUUAUCUAGGUACUCAGUUUGAACUUGGCCGUAGGCUCCAUCAAGGCGACCCGAUGUCCCCGUUCAUUUUCCUAUUUUGUGCGAAGGCUUUAUCGGGCAUGUUGAGAAGAGCUGAAACUCAAAAGUUACUUCAUGGAGCUCGUAUUUGUAGAACGGCGCCGAGAGUAUCCCAUCUUUUAUUUGCGGACGAUUGCAUUAUUUUUGGAAUGAGUAAUAUGAACGAGAUAGAUGUUGUGAAGGGCAUUAUUCGAGCGUACGAGGGAGUCUCGGGUCAACUGGUGAAUUUGGACAAGUCCUCCAUUUCGUUUAGCGGUGGUGUGUUGGAGGUGAAGAAGGUUGACCUCUCGAUCCGUUUGGGGGUUAACAGGACUGGAGCAGGUUCGACUUAUCUCGGUAUCCCCAGCACUAUUGGUCGAUCUGAGAAGGAAAAUUUUCAAAUGCUUAUUGACAGGACACGCAAGAAGACUAAGGAUUGGAAACGUAUAUUUUUGUCGGGAGCUGGCAAGAUGAUCCUUAUUCAAUCAGUGUUGCAGUCCAUUCCAACCUACUUAAUGAGCUGCUUUGCUCUUUCUGCUCAAGUGUGCCAACAGCUGAAUAAUGUGGCAGCCAGAUUCUUUUGGGGGCAAAAGGAGGAUGAGAGGCGUAUACAUUGGCUAAGUUGGACGAAGUUGUGUCAAACAAAAAGGAAUGGUGGUUUGGGUUUUCGUGACAUAUCCUUAUUUAACCAAGCGAUGCUUGCUAAACAAGCGUGGAGGCUCAUUCUUCAUGACAAGUCUCUGUUGGCUCGAUCGUUGAAAGCGAGAUAUUUUCCUAGAAAUGACAUACUCUUGGCUAGUAAUGCUCAUAACCCGUCUUACGCAUGGAAAAGCAUACUUUCGGAAGGUAUCGCGUGGAAAAUUGGGAACGGAGCUCGAGUGAGGAUCGGUCUUGAUUCUUGGUUGCCUGACGAAAUUGGUCAUUUUUUCCGGCGAGGGUUGAGCUGGGAGAGAAUUGACAAGUGUAUUCAGCCUGAAGAUAGUUGGAAAUUCCAAGCACAGAUUCCGAUUCACCCAAAUAACAGCGAUAGACCAUUUUGGCCAAAAGGAAAAUUCAAUAUGUACUCUGUGAAAUCUGGUUACCUUUUAGUUGUGGAGAUUAAACAGCGCGAUGAAGCGUCUACAUCUCGGCAGGUGGGAGUGUUGUGGAAGUGGGUAUGGAGUCUUGAGGUGAUCCCAAAAGUGAAGAUGUUCUUGUGGAAGUGCUUGUCCAAUUGCCUCCCUACUGCUAUGGCCCUUCGUGGUCGAGGGAUUGAUGUUGAUGGUUUCUGUAGGAGAUGUGGUUUGAGUGAGGAAACGCUGCAACCGUUGGAACAAGAGGAAUCCAUUGUUCAUUGGUUCGAAAAGAUUAGAGCUUGCCCCCAGAGAGAAGUUCAUGCCUUGUUUGCUACCCUUGCAUGGACAAUCAGACAUUCUGCUGCCUCUUUGGAUUGCGAUGGUGAUAGCGUCUGCAAAGUCACUUCAGAUGCUGCUUUACGAGUGGGAGUGGGUGCUGGUUUGGGUGCUGUAGUAAAACGUGGGGAUGGUGCUAUGUUGGGCUGCCGCUUUGGGUUCAAGAGUGGAGUGUUUUCUGCUCUGGAAGGAGAAGCUUUUGCUCUUCUUGAAGGACUUAUCUUGCGUAGGGAGAAGGGUGUGAGAGAGGUGAUUGCAGAAACUGAUUGUCAACAUCUCUACUGGAUGCUUGCUCGAAAAGAUAGAGAUCUGUCCUACCUGGGUGAUACUUUGGAUAAGAUUCAAGAGUUGAAGUCUCAGUUCCAUCGCCUUGAUUUCAGUUGGACGCCGCGUGAAGGGAAUUCCAUAGCCGACUCUAUUGCUUGUUUUGCUCUUAGUUCCUUGUCUUGCUUUUCUUCUCAUGAUGUUAUACCUGCUGGUGUGAACUCUUUCGCUGGUUAA